GCCAGCCUGUGGGAUAAAACGACAUAUCCCAUGUACCACUGCGAAGUUCACGUGACAGUCAAGUGACCUUUGUCAACACAGAUCCGAGGAUCCGAUCCGAGUACAUCCAUGGGUCAGAUAUCUCAGCUUAACUGCUAGCAAGUGUCAGUUAAAUUUUCUUGAAAUGCUUGGUAGUGCAUAUUCUAUGCUAUGCUGUGAUGGUUAUUUGUCUCAGCAAAUGACAGAAGUAACAGAAUCUGAUGUAAAAUGAAGCUGGGGUUUCCUGGCAAAACGAUACGGCGGGGUUGGAUGUGGCUAGGUAACGGUGCAGGUGGAUAGAAACUCUAGUUCGCUAACGAUUAACCGCAGGCUCCAAAUAGUAUGUUCAGUUUUCUGUGGACGGCUGUUUGAUUUUAAGUAAUUACUCCGGCAAAACCAUCUCGCCACUUCUGUAUAUUUGAGAGACACAACCGUGAAAGAGCAUGGAGGAAGCACCAGACUUACCUGUUGAGGUUAUCACCUACAUCUUCAGCUUCCUUCACGUGUCUGACAGAAAAGAGGCUUCGUUGGUUUGCAGAAGCUGGUAUGAAGCAAGCCAAGACUACCAUUUUCAGAAAAACGCCACCUUCCGGCUCCCGGCCUGCACAUCCUCCCUGGAGGUGAUCCAGGGUCUGGGCCGCCGGUCCCGCUGUGGCCUGAUCAUCAGCCACCUGGACGGCUCCAGCCUGUCCCGGGCCAUCCUGAUGGAGGUGGGCAUGCACAUGGGUCCGCGGCUGGAGAGUCUUUCCCUGCCCGGCAGCAGCAUCACCGAGUGCUCCCUCCUGGAGCUCCUGCCCCACCUCACCGGCCUGCGCAAGCUGGACCUGCGCGGCCUGGACAGCCUCUUCAUGUCCGGGGCCUUCCUGUCUCGAGAGGAGCAUCGCAAACAGGUACGAAAGGCCUUGGAGGGUCUGGAAGAGUUAAACCUCUCCGACCUCAGGUACCUGUCUGACCUCACCUUCAACCGUCUGACCGGCUGCACUCCAAAGCUCCGGCGGCUGGCCCUGUCCGGUUGCCACAUCGCCUUCGAGUUCGACCCCUACCGAGGCUGCCCCGUGGGCCCUGACUCCUCGGCCCUGCUCUCGCUGCGAAACCUCCGCAAACUCCUCCAGGACCAGGCCAGCACGGUGCGGGCCCUGGACCUGAGCCGGACCAGCAUCACGCCGGAGUCCCUGCGCACCGUGGCCCAGGUGCCGGGCCUGGCCCUGGAGGAGCUGUGCCUGCGCGGCUGCAAAGAGCUGUCGGACCACGCCGUGGAAGUGCUGUGUCGGCACCAGCCGGGCAUCCGCACCCUGGACCUGAGCUCCUGCACUGAGCUGACCUGCAGGGCCGUACAGGCGGUCACCUGCAGCCUGAGGGAGCUACAGGUGCUGUCUCUGUCGCGGGACUGGCGCGUGACGGACAAGGGCUUGGCGGAGCUGGUGAAGCUGCCUAGCCUUCGGAGGCUGGACCUCUCUGAGUGUCUGCACGUCAGCGGCACCGAGAUGAUCAAGGGCCUCUCCUCUCCUCCGCCACGCGCUCAGCUGGAGACCCUCAGCCUCAGGAGCUGCACCUACAUCAGGGACGUGUCCAUUUUCUCACUGAGCCAGCUGCUGGGCGUGAGCUUACGAGUGCUGGACCUCACCUCCUGUGUCUACCUCACGGAUCUGAGCGUGCGUGCCAUUGCCACAUACGUGCCGGGGCUGCUGGUGCUGCGUCUGGGCUGGUGCAAGGAGAUCACAGACUGGGGCCUGCUGGGAAUGGUGGAGCCCACCAAGGAGUGUGAGCCUAGCACAGAGAAGGAGGACAAAGGGCCGAGCUUCACGCGCACAUUUGGCAACAUGGGCUUCUUCCGGCCCCCCAGCCUGCCCUUCCAGGAGAAGCCGCGGCUGGUGACGGAUGAGGACCUGGGGGCGUUCCGGGAGCAGAUGGGGGCCUCGCUGCUGGCCAUCCGCGGCCUCCAGGAGCUCGACCUCUCCGCCUGCUCCAAGAUCACCGACUGCAGCAUCACACAGGUGUUGCGUUUUCCAGACCUGCAGCGGCUGUCUCUGUCCAUGCUGCCUGAGAUCAGCGAUGACAGCCUGGCGUCGGUGGCGUUUCACUGUCGCAGCCUGACCAGCCUGGCCCUCAACCACUGUCCCCAGAUCAGUGACCAGGGCAUGGCCAAGGCAGCUCCCCUGCUCCAGAGGCUCCAGCACCUGCAGCUGGCCUGCUGUGAUGCCGUCACAGACCGGUCUCUGUCCAUAUUGGCAAAGCACUGUAAAAGACUGAAGACGUUGGACAUUUCAAUGUGUAAAGACAUCACCAUAACCAAAGUGGACUUUCUACAGUCUCAGCUGCCCUACUUGGAGAAUGUCCAGUGUCGCUUUGUGGGUGGUGCAGACUUGACCAUAACUCUUUAAUGUUAAUAAAUAUACUGCAAUAGA
Engraulis encrasicolus (European anchovy) is the source of this 2423-nucleotide messenger RNA. RefSeq names its product F-box and leucine rich repeat protein (gene fbxl9). Gene Ontology annotation, molecular function: protein binding. NCBI's taxonomy places the organism in Eukaryota, Metazoa, Chordata, Actinopteri, Clupeiformes, Engraulidae. Gene Ontology annotation, cellular component: SCF ubiquitin ligase complex. The record is from RefSeq and is a predicted model, not a curated record. The coding region runs from base 462 to 2399 and encodes 645 amino acids. Gene Ontology annotation, biological process: SCF-dependent proteasomal ubiquitin-dependent protein catabolic process. The transcript has 10 exons.